Molecule: messenger RNA, 1087 nt
Organism: Leptinotarsa decemlineata (Colorado potato beetle)
Lineage: Eukaryota; Metazoa; Arthropoda; Insecta; Coleoptera; Chrysomelidae
Product: ras-related and estrogen-regulated growth inhibitor
Molecular function (GO): GTP binding; GTPase activity
Source: RefSeq, a predicted model, not a curated record
AUUUCCUCUACCGACAUAACGUAACAUUUGACAACGUAACGACAGAAGUGGAAAUAUUGGAUACAUCAAAGUGUGCGAAAAAUGGAUGUCUUUAUGAACAUAUUCGUUGGGGUGAGGCCUUCGUCAUAGUUUAUUCGGUAGUCGAUAGACACAGCUUUCACGAAGCACAAGAAAUUCUAGGACAGCUAGUCAAACUAAAGCUCCCUUCCUACUACACGAGUCUUUUACUGGGGAAUAAAAGGGAUCUGGACCAUUCUAGGCAAAUCUGCGUAGAUGACGGGCAGGAACUUUCUCUGCAAUAUGGCUGCCAAUUUUAUGAAGUGAGCGCAGCAGAAAACUUCGCUGGUGUCUCUCUCGCCUUCCAGUCCCUAUUGAGAGAAGCACGAUCGGUCCAACUCCUCAAAGCCUUGCCGAUCAGAAGAAAAUUAGGAGUCAACAGUGUCUCCAAAGUAUUAGGCAACAUAUUUGGAAAAAACUCCAAAGGGGAUCGCAAGAAGAGACCAUCUCUCAGUAUAUAAGUUAGACGAAGAUCUAUUUAGCAAUAAAUUUUCAAAGUUCCUUAUUUAUUUAAGGCUCGAUACGUUGCCUUUUGAAAAUAAUGUGAUAGCAACGCCUUACCAUUCGUCUUCGUGACUUUUGAGUUGCUACGUCAAGAGACUGAAAAAUCAAAUAAUUUCAAUCUUGUCUUCCAUUUAUAAUGGCAUUGCGUAUAAAUAAAAAAAAUUUGUUGAAGAUAGAUUAUGAAUUAAUGAAGCUGAAUCAAGACAAGGUUUAAAUAUCUACAAGGGUUUAGGUCUAUUGCAUUGUCGUUUUUAUGGAUUUUUGACCAUCGUCCAUUUGUUUAUCGUUCAAAGGAUCCACAUAAACUCAUUCAUACAUCAGUAAUUGAAAAUAAAAUAAACAGAAAGAGACCAGUUGGAACAGGGGACGUAAAUUUUUAGAAAAACCUUACAGAAAUUAUUUAUGAAACGAAAGAUAAUACAUUUGAGUUUUCAUUAACGAUUGCAUUACAUGUUCAAAUAAUAACAUUUCCAAAAUACAAAUCAUGAAAUUAUAAAACAACAAUAAAAAUUAAUUGGGGCUCCGA